CAAGGACAUUUGACGGGCGGCAGCACACAUUUCAACGCAACGAACCUUCCAAAACCAGCAUCGAUGGAUAUAGUAUCGAAGAUUGAUCGAAGCCGAUCCAAAGAAGCGGAAGAAGAUGCGGAACGGCGACGAAAAGAGGAGCAAGCAAAAAUUCUGGAGGCGAUCGAGAGGGAACGCGAUCGCUUUGAGCAAGAGAAGAAAUUGGCUGAAGAACGGGAAGCAAGAAGACGAGAACAUGAAAGGAAGUUGGAGAUUCAGAGGAAGUUAUGA
Messenger RNA from Anisakis simplex (herring worm), 270 nucleotides. The record is from the annotation of a GenBank genome assembly. NCBI's taxonomy places the organism in Eukaryota, Metazoa, Nematoda, Chromadorea, Rhabditida, Anisakidae.